Messenger RNA from Solanum dulcamara, 1624 nucleotides. RefSeq lists its product as uncharacterized. The transcript has 4 exons. The record is from RefSeq and is a predicted model, not a curated record. Gene Ontology annotation, biological process: RNA polymerase I preinitiation complex assembly; transcription elongation by RNA polymerase I; nucleolar large rRNA transcription by RNA polymerase I. Gene Ontology annotation, molecular function: DNA binding. Gene Ontology annotation, cellular component: RNA polymerase I complex. Lineage: Eukaryota; Viridiplantae; Streptophyta; Magnoliopsida; Solanales; Solanaceae. The coding region runs from base 91 to 1437 and encodes 448 amino acids.
UUUUUAUUUAUUAUUAUUCCGCACUACUUAUUACAGUAGGGUUUAUGCUUUAUAAGUUUGUCGCUCUUCCUCAUUCCUUUAUGAACAACUAUGGCUAAACACAAAGAAAAGAAGACGAAGCUAGAGGACCAAAACCCUAGCGAAGGAGAAGGCAAAAUGUACGAUGAUGAAACACAAAACUCCCAACACCAAGAUAUUGACGAAGGAAAAUCGAUUAAGAAGAACACGAAGAAGAAGAAGAAGGAGAAGUAUACUGUGACAAUGGAAGCAAUCGCUGAAAAUCCUAAUAACAUUUCUCCGAUUGUUGGUUAUUUUCCGUCAGGUUAUGACCCUUUAAGGAACAACAACGACGGUGUUGAGGAAUUGAGUACUAAGUUAUAUAGGAAUGCUAAGAGAAGUAAUCGAUUACAGCUUGUGGUGAGCCCUAAUGGGUCGCAGGUCGAUUUUGUUGGGACUAAUUAUUCUGGCGAGGCGACAUCGGCUCAGUUGUGUACUUACUCGCUUGGGGUACUGGAUAAGGAAACCCAAACUCUCAAGAUUGUUCCUAUUGCAGGAAACAAGAUAAUUAGGUUGGAACCUAGAGUUAGAGGGUCAGAAGUACCGGAAACAGAAGAUCCAGAUACGGCCAAGCAAGAACUCACUGUAGAAGAGAGGAAUGACAAAAUGAGAGAGUUAACUCAAAUGUACUCAUCAAAGAAGUCUAUACGACAGGCUAGGAAGCUUGAUUCCCUACGUCAACAAGAAGAUACUGGAAAUCAAGAGGAAUUUGACAGGAAUAUAGCCGGGGCAAUAAACAAAGAGGCUCUUGAAGUAGCUGUUACAAUAGACAGUGCUCGGAAUGUACCACCUCAUGAUCUAGAUGCCACGACACCCGAGUUGGCAUAUCCACUAGACAGGAUUAUUUCCAAAGGAGAGUGGGAUUAUCUUUUGGAUGUUUUUAAACUCACGGAAGCUGGAGCAGAAAUGACACCUGAUCUUUAUCCAAGCUUUGUUUGCAACAGAUCCUACAAAUUGGAACAUAUACAGGACGAAGAUGAAAAGAAAAGGCUGGCAGGCAUAUUUUCAUUCAUUACUCAUCUUGUUAAGUUCAAGGAUAAACAUUCUAUGGAUGGUGUAUCAUCAGCAAAGCAUCAAAAGAUUCCUGGCAUCUUGUUCCAGAAGUUCUCUUCAAUGUUUGCUAUUUCAGAUUCAAAAAGGCUGCCGGAAGAGAAAAAAAAUCUUCUUAUCAACUAUGUGUUGGUGCUUACUCUUUUUGCUGAUGAUUUUCGUAGUGAUCCUUCUGAUAUAGCCAAAGAUUUGAGAAUGAAUGCUGUAGCAUUGCGGCCUUACUAUGAGUACUUAGGUUGCAAGUUUGUUCAUGAGAAAAAGGUACUGUUGGCUACACUUCCUGUUCCACUUGUAUUUCCAAGUCUAAGGAGGAAGAGAAGAGGAAGGUAGAUUCACUUUUAUAAGUAACCUCAGACAUUGAGAGCCGAUGAAAUGCAAUGCAUUCUCAGACCCUGUUGUCAUAUUUGUUUGCCAUCAAUUUUGAAUACCUAUUUAUUGAAAGUUGAAACUUGAGUUUCUUAUAUGAAGAGUUGUAAUGCAUGGUCUAUAUAUCACAUUUGAUUUGCAGUUUCUCUCA